Molecule: messenger RNA, 365 nt
Organism: Dicrocoelium dendriticum
Lineage: Eukaryota; Metazoa; Platyhelminthes; Trematoda; Plagiorchiida; Dicrocoeliidae
Source: the annotation of a GenBank genome assembly
AUGAAUUCCGGGGUGUGCUCCUUUAAUGAGUUUCAUCUUCUCAAUCUGGAUCAACGGAUUUUGAAGGCAAUUAAUGAACUAAGAUGGGAAAAGCCUACAGACAUUCAACAAGCAAUUAUACCCCUUAUUUUUGAGGGAAAAAGCAUCGUUGUUCAAGCUAAAACCGGCUCCGGUAAAACCGCUGCAUAUGCGAUCCCUAUUAUACACGAGCUACUUCAGGAAAAACAGCUCAAUGUACAACUGUUCUUGUUCUCGCCCCUACGAAAGAGCUUUGUAGCCAGGCGACUAAAAACUUCCGUGCAAUUUGCAAGUACUCCUCAAAUUCUAUAUAUUUCACCGACUUGUCGCAGCAUACAGAUGUGGAC